GAUACUGUAUCUGUUGCUAUCUUUGUUGAAAGUGUCUUGCACUUGCCAGAGGAGAUAAAUCAGUCAGAACUCAAAAAUACCACGACCAACAGCAAUCAAUACUGGACGUGCAUACGUGGGAAUUGUGCAGGCAUAGUCUGUCGUAAGGAGGCUCUAUCAAUCCUGAUUUAUAUCGAUCACUCUGCCUGUCACCAAACAACUAAUUUACAUUUCUACUUAACACACCGUUGACCAUUGUCACGACCGCUCAUUGCGGACGUUGAGUCUCGGACACGAUGGGCUCCACCCCAGCAUGGAAAGAGACAGCCCAGCAACGGCGCAAGCAACAAUUCGAGUCCAUACCCGAAGACUGGCGUCUAACCUCUAUCCCGGACGACUUUCAAGACAGCCGAAACGUGAUCGAGCAGUCCGGGAUACUAACCCCAACCGAGCUCGAAAUCACCAGCACGGUUGGCGCACGCAAGAUCCUCCGCCGGUACGAAGAGGGCGCCUGGACGGUCGAGGAAGUGGUGACUGCUUUUUGCAAACGCGCCGCGCUCGCCCAGCAAUUAAUCAAAUGCUGCACUGAGAUGAUGUUCGAGUCGGCGAUUGCGCAAGCCCGCGAUUUGGACCGCUGGUACGCCGACACAGGCACGUUUGUGGGGCCCUUGCACGGGAUCCCGCUGUCGCUCAAAGAUACGCACCAGGUCGCCGGCGUAGACACAACGGUGGGCUGGGUCGGGAUGAUCGGUAAGCCUGCUGCGCAGGACGAGUUGACGGUCCAACAAUACCGGGCGCUCGGGGCGAUCGUUUACGUCAAGACGAAUGUGCCUCAAAGUCUGAUGAUGAGCGACAGCUACAACCACGUGUGGGGUCAGAGUGUGAAUGCACUGAGGCGUGAGCUCAUUUCUGGUGGGAGCUCAGGUGGUGAGGGCGCGCUCGUGGGUGCGAGAGGGUCGAUGUUGGGAAUUGGGACAGACAUUGGUGGCAGUAUACGUAUACCUGCUGCUUUGCAGGGGCUGUAUGGACUUUGUCCAAGCGUCGGGCGAGUGCCGUACAGAGAAUCCGCAAGGGACCAGAAGUAUAUUGUCCGUCCUGUGGCUGGGCCCAUGGCGAACUCCUUGUCGAGUAUUGAGCUGUUCAUGCAGGCGUAUACUAGUAUGGAGCCGUGGAAUGUGGAUCCGACGAUCUAUCCAGUGCCUUGGAGGGAGGAGAUCGACGAACAGGUGCAAUCGAAGGAGAAGUUGAGGAUCGGAUAUAUCGUGGACGACGGCGCGGUCAUGCCGCAUCCUCCGAUCCAGCGGACGGUCAGGGACGUGGUGCAGAAGUUGAAGGAUUGUGGGCAUGAAGUGGUCGAGUGGGAUGCGUCCAGUCACAAGGAUGCAUAUUAUGACUUGUGGGUGAAGGCUGUGCUCGCGGACGGAGGAAAACGGUUCGAGGAUCUGUGCAAGAUGGUCGACCAGCCGUUGAUUCAGGGUAUGCUUGUAGGUACUUCUGAGACUUGGCUCGACAAUGCACAGCGGAUGGAGUUGGCCGACCGCAUAUGGGAGUACAAGCGCGAGUACCUGGCCAAGUGGAGGGAGAGUGGGAUUGACGCGCUGAUCAUGCCUGUUACGCCGUGGGCCGGGAUGAGGCCCAGGGUCUGGGUCAAGAGUCAGCAGUAUUGCGGCUAUACGGCGAUGUGGAAUCUGCUGGACUACAGCGUCCUCACGAUGCCAGCGGGAAGUGUGGAUAAGGCAUUGGAUGAUCCGGACCAGGAUGCCGAGUGGAAGGCUUACGCGCAGCAUACGAGAGGGUACACGGACGAGUUUAACUACAACAUGUACAAGGAACUGUGGGAUGCUGAGAUCGUGCAGGGUCUACCGGUCAAUAUUCAGAUUGUCACGGGUAGAUUUGGGGAAGAGAAAGCUGUGGCAGUGGCCAAGAUGCUGGAGAAAUUGGGCAUUGUAUGAUGGCCGGGAUGAAGGUAGAUGUU
This is a messenger RNA of Exophiala viscosa, 1954 nucleotides long. Its product is annotated as amidase. Lineage: Eukaryota; Fungi; Ascomycota; Eurotiomycetes; Chaetothyriales; Herpotrichiellaceae. The coding region runs from base 276 to 1931 and encodes 551 amino acids. The record is from RefSeq and is a predicted model, not a curated record. The transcript has a single exon.